AGCAUUGAUAUAAAGCCUCAUUAGAAAUUGCCCCGCAUACUCGAUACAUACUUGCAUUGGAGCCUCGCUGUCAUACGUGACAUCACUACAAAUUACUGAAGUAAGAGAAGGAGAAGAAGAAGAAGAAGAAGAAGAAGAAGACGCAGCAGCAGAAGGAGGAGGAGGAGGUAGCCUAUACUGCGCCUAAAUACAGAAAUGGCAGAAGCCAGUUUUUCUCAGGAGCAGUUCAGCUGUCCAGUGUGUCUGGAUCUACUGAAGGAUCCAGUGGCCAUUCCCUGUGGACACAGUUUCUGUAAGAGCUGUAUUACAUGCUGCUGGGAUCAGGAGGAUCAGAAAGGAGUCUACAGCUGCCCUGAAUGCAGACAGACCUUCACUUCUAGACCUGCUUUAAAUAAAAACACCCUGCUGGCUGAAGUGGUGGAACAACUGAAGAAGACUAAACUCCAAGCUGCUGUUCCUGCUGAACCGAAAGAUGUGGAGUCUGACAUCUGUACUGGAAGAAAACACAAGAAAGUAAAGAAAACGUCAGGAAAAAAACAUCUGAUGAUUUUAAAAGAGCGACAGAGUAAGUUCCAGCAGAGAAUCCAGCAGAGAGAGAAAGAUCUUGAGAAGUUGAGAGAGGCUGUGGAGUCUCAUAAGCGCUCUGCAGAUACAGCAGUAGAGGACAGUGAGAGGAUCUUAAUUGAGCUGUUACGCUCCAUUGAGAAUAUCUGCUCUAAGGUGACACAGCGGAUCAGAGAUCAGGAAAGGGCUGCAGUGAGUCGAGCUGAAGGAUUCAUGGAUCAACUAGAGCAGGAGAUUGGUGAUCUGAGGAGGAGAGACGCUGAGCUGGAGCAGCUUUCACACACACAUAAUUUCCACAAGAGAUUCCAGUCUCUCUCUAAACCUCCUGAACCUACAGAUGUACCCAGCGUCACUGUCAGCUCUCUCCUGUCUUUUAAAGAUGUGGGAAAGUCUGUCUUUCAACUGAAAGAAAAACUGGAGGAUUUCUGUAGAGAGGAGAUAGACAAGAUAACUGGCAGAGUAACAUACACUGAAAUUAUUCCCAUCAAUGAACCCAAGAUCAGGGAGGACUUCCUACAAUAUUCCAGUCAGUUCACUCUAGAUCCAAACACAGCAAAUAAACACCUCCAUCUGUCUGAGGGGAACAGAGUGGUUACUUUCACUGCCAGUGUCCAACAGUAUCCUGAUCAUCCAGACAGAUUUCAUUAUUAUCCUCAGGUGUUGUGCAAAGAGAGUGUGUGUGGACGCUGUUACUGGGAGCUUGAGUGGAGUGGGAGUGGAUUUGUGUGUAUAUCAGUGUCUUAUAUGUACAUCAACAGGAAGGGAAAGAGAGAUGAGUGUGUGUUUGGAUAUAAUGAUCAGUCCUGGAGUUUGAUCUGCUCUACCUCCAGAUGCUCAUUCGUUCACAAUGACAGUAAUACUGAACUCCCUGUACCCUUCAGCGGCUGUAGAAUAGGAGUGUAUGUGGAUCACAGUGCAGGAACUCUGUCCUUCUACAGCGUCUCUGACACAAUGACCCUCAUCCACAGAGUCCAGACCACAUUCACUCAGCCUCUCUAUCCUGGGUUUGGAGUUAUAAAUGGGUCAGCAGUAAAACUGUGUGAUCUAACACUAUAGAUUACAGAGAGCUGACUGUAGUGUUCACAGUUUUAAAUGUUACUUGCCAUUGUGACAGUAGCCCCAUGUCUGCUUAUCCACCUACACUAAAUAUUCCUCCAUAUCCAAGUAUACAGCCCCCAACAGUUCCCUUAUGCACUUGUUUCCCAGUUUAUCUUUUGUUCAACAACAAAUACUGCGUAAACCCAAUCUUUAGCCACUUAAACAUCAGUCAACUAUCACUGUUGUUUUAGGUUUAUAGAGGACCCAAGUUUUUUAUACCUCACAAGAGAGGAUGAAACCUAAUACAUAAUGUUGAAAAUGGCUUUGUCUAAUUUGUUGGACCCACAUGAGACUUAGCUUAGUUUAGCUCAUGUCCUUGCCAACCCUGAACCAAAUGAAACUGAGUUUUGAUUGAGUAACUUGCAGAUAUGUGCUGACUCAAGCUGCAAACUGUUUCAGAUGGUUCAGUCUGAUGUGGUGAAGUGGUUCAUCCAGUUAUGAAUUAUCAUCUUUACUGAUUAAAAACCAGUUUGACUUUUUUUCCCACAUGUCUACAGAAGUUCUUAUUGAGAAUUAACAGUGGUUUAGCUCUAGUUUAUGUUCAUUAUACUGAAAAUGUUUAAAUGUCACCAUUAUGGUGAUUAGUGUUUCCUUUAGUUGGGCACUGUAUCUGUUUUUUUUUUUUUUUUAAUAAUUCGAUUGUCAUUUGCAAUGCUUCAUGGGAUUGUUUCCCUCUUUAAAGCCAUUAAGUACACAGUCUUGUACCUUUGUCUUUUUGUCCAAUUUUCAAAGACAUUUUUUGUUUUUAAAAAUUCAAAGUUUAUAAUGUUGUGAUUCACCUCGUAGCUAGUUUAUUUGGUUCAAGGCUUAUAACACUUUAACAAAACUUUAAAGGCUUUUUAAAAAUUGCUAUGGGAAAAAUGAAUGCUAAAAAUACUUCUGAAACCAAGGCAGCUUAAAAAAAGUGUACGGGCACUGUUGUACUCCAUUGUGAAUGUUACCUGGGUUUCCUGGUAGCCUUUGUAAGGGAAAUGUUAUUUUUGUAUAUUCAGUCAAUACUACUUCUAAUAUUUUAUCAAUGUUGUUAAUUUUGCACGAAAUACGGAGAUUAUCUUACAUAACAUUUUAAGUGAAAGAUACAUUUUGGUUUGUAACUUAUUUUGAAUGAGUAAUCUGCUGUUUGUUUCUGAAUGGAGGAUGUAUAGGGAGGCAGAAAGACUGUGUUAUUCUUUUUUAUGUUUAAGUUUUUGAUUAUUAUAUACUGUUUGUUCUAAUAUAUUGUAAAAAAAAAAAAAAAAAAAAAAAAAAGAAGAAAAAAAUUGCUCUCUGUCACCCCGAUCGAGUUUGUAUACUGUGAGCUGUGAUCACAAGUUUUGUUCUUGUGUGAAACCCUUUUUCUGAUAACUGUGUUGCUGACUAUUCUUGUUUCUGUCUAUGUGACUUUCAGCACAUUGCUCAACGAACUAACUAAAGCAAUAUCCUGUUUUUGUAUUAUUAUAUAUUCUGUCCGUCCGUAAUAAACUAAGAAUCAACUGAGCAGCAA
Messenger RNA from Ctenopharyngodon idella (grass carp), 3145 nucleotides. Its product is annotated as tripartite motif-containing protein 16-like protein. Lineage: Eukaryota; Metazoa; Chordata; Actinopteri; Cypriniformes; Xenocyprididae. The record is from RefSeq and is a predicted model, not a curated record. The coding region runs from base 196 to 1620 and encodes 474 amino acids. Gene Ontology annotation, molecular function: protein binding. The transcript is spliced from 7 exons.